Molecule: messenger RNA, 1219 nt
Organism: Anopheles nili
Lineage: Eukaryota; Metazoa; Arthropoda; Insecta; Diptera; Culicidae
Exons: 2
Coding region: 912-1187 (91 amino acids)
Biological process (GO): epithelial cilium movement involved in extracellular fluid movement; determination of left/right symmetry; inner dynein arm assembly
Cellular component (GO): outer dynein arm
Source: RefSeq, a predicted model, not a curated record
ACAAACUUUGAUAAACAACAAACGCCAGUAAUGGAAAAGGAAGAGGAAACUAGUUCUAAUACCAGUACACAGAACGAGAAAGAUAAUCAGGGGGAAGUCUUUUCCAAAAGUGAUAUUCGUUCGGAGGAUCCUUGCUUGAAGCCAUAGGUAGAAUGCAACAGUUUAGUUAGAAUUAACAUGUAUCAGUGUAUAGCUUAAAACAAAAAUUAGAUUUUUUUGGAAACUGAAUUACUGAUCGAAACUAAGUUGUCGUUCGACACACUUCCGCACUCAGUACAUCCCGAUUUAAAUUUUUGACUCACCGGGUCUAUGUAGAAAAGGGAUUUUUACAUCAAAUUUUUCAUUAGCUCUAUACUUUACUUUGCUAUUCCGUAAAAAUGGAGCCGAAUCGUCUUACGAUUUUAAGAUUAAAAGUUUGAAACUUCUUUUUAUUAAACCUUUAAAAGAUUAUUUUUUUGACUCGUGUAUGUUACACUCUUUUGGCAGGAUAGUGCGAUUUUGGGGAAUAAACCUGCCUUGGAGCAAUAUUGAUUCUUUGAAGCAGUUGGAUUUCUUUAAAACGAUUGCGAGACAUGUACCAAACGGUUGGAAAGGUAAAUAAUUGUGUACAUAGUGAGGGAAUUAAUAUAUAUAUAACAACUAUCCGUUAGGUUCAGUCAAUAGUGCAUUUGAAAAUAAAAUUUAAAAAGAAAAUAUACGUAUUAGACUCAUACAUUCAGAUGAAUAAACACGUAAAGCAUUAGUGAAAUACAUUAAAAAAAAAUUUGUUUUACGAGCAUAAAAUUCAAGCACUAUAGCUAGAAAUGUUUGACCGAAAUUAAACGUGCAUACGUGUAGCACCUGGUUGUCAUGGGAUACAGCGAAAGUUUUAUUCGCAGUUCGUGUUGCUCGUUUGGAAUAGCAAAUUUGUCAUGGCAGAAGACAGACUUAGGAACGCCGAUCAGCCUGCAUGGAUUACUCCGGAGGACAUCAUCGCGCUGGAGGCACUCUGUUUGGAACAGAUUCGUCAAGACAUUCUCUACAACGUUAGGAAUGAAGCGAAACUCAGGGCGGUGCUGACAACGAAAAAUUAUGAAGAUUUUAAGAACAUCGUUGAUACAGCACAUUUGACGCCAUUAAGUACCAGUGACAAAAUGAACUCAAAAACAAAACAUCGCAUCUGGAACAGCGCAUCACGUUGCAAUUGAAUUUACAUUGGAAUGGAAAAUAAAUAUAGUGA